UCCUCGAUAACUUCUGAUCUUUUCGUGCCGCCAAAUGCGGUUUGCGGAAACAAACCGGAAGUUAUUGUUAGCUAACAGCAAGUAGCAUUUUUAGAUUAUUUUAACGCUAGAGGUAGUUGGCAAUUGGUUGUUGAUCAUUUUAUCUGUGGUUUAACGAUCCUAUGCUGUUUGACACUGUGAACUUUCAUUUCUGCCACCGUCCCAACCGCUCUACUUGUGGUUUGCAUUGCUGUUCCUGGUUUGGAAACCUUCCAUUCGUGUCUUCUAUCCAAGUAUAAAGAUGAGUGAAGAGCAGACAGUUUCUCUUGUUGAUGUUCUGGAAGAGGAUGAAGAAUUGGAGGAAGAAGCAUCUGCAGUUUUAGCAGGAAGUGACUCUGAUCACUGUUCAUACCCUGAAGGCUAUGUAAAGCGGCAGGCUCUCUAUGCCUGUAACACUUGUACACCAACGGGUGGAGAACCUGCUGGAGUGUGUUUGGCUUGUACCUAUAUAUGUCAUGAAGGUCAUGACUUGUUUGAGCUGUACACAAAGAGAAAUUUCCGCUGUGACUGUGGAAACAGAAAAUUCAAAGGGUUGCAGUGUAAACUUCAUCCUGAUAAAGAUGAGGUAAACAAUUUGAACAAAUACAGCCAGAACUUUUUUGGACUUUAUUGCACCUGCAACCGGCCUUACCCAGACCCUGAUGACCAGGUGGAGGAUGAGAUGAUCCAGUGUGUGAUUUGUGAGGACUGGCUGCAUGGCAGGCACCUGGGCUGUGUGGUUCCAGACUCUGUGGAGCUGCAGGAGAUGAUCUGUGAAUUGUGUAUGAACAAAAACCCGUUUCUCUGGACCUAUGCAGUUCACCUGUCAGUUCCAGAUGAAGCUGAACAAAUAAAGGAGGAAUCAGGAGCAGAUGCCACUAAACAGGCUAGUGAUGUGAUUGAGCCUCCUAGCGCCAAGCGCAUCCGUGGGGAGACAGAGUUCAAAUGCAGACUGGAGGAGCUGCUGUCAACUGGUCAGAAAAGGGUUCAAUCAGGAGCUGUUUUCUGGCCAUCAGCAUGGCGUUCCAAACUCUGCAGUUGCCAAACUUGCCAGGCCCGCUUGUCUGAAUGUGGUGUCUCCUUUCUUUUGGACGAGACUGAUACCGUGUCAGCGUACGAGAGAAAAGGGAGAAACAAUGAACAGAAACAUGAAGGGAAUGACCCCCUGAUGACAGCCCUGGAUAACCUAAACAGAGUUCAACAACUGGAGAUCAUUCAUGGCUACAACGAUAUGAAAGCAGAGCUGAAAGAUUUUCUGCAGAGAUUUGCGGCAGAAGGAAAGGUUGUGACCUCUGAAGACAUCCGUCAGUUUUUUGAUCAACAACACACUCGAAAAAGACGGCAAGUGGAUUCUGGAUGCUUGUACCGCACCUGAUGAACCCUCACAUCCAUCUUAGUGUCUUAGGAUUUUUGUCACAGUGUUUCGUUGUCCACACCUUUUUAUGUUUUUUUCUUUUAUUAAAGAACUUUUUUUAAAUUCUUUAAGUUUGAAAUGUUAAAUGCUAUUUUAAAAGUCAUUGUUUAAUUGUUUGUUUUGCAUUGCAGUUGUUUGGGUUAAUGAGGUUGAAUAAACUUUAAGAGUAGCAACUUUGAA
This is a messenger RNA of Betta splendens (Siamese fighting fish), 1612 nucleotides long. RefSeq names its product ubiquitin protein ligase E3 component n-recognin 7 (gene ubr7). Gene Ontology annotation, cellular component: cytoplasm. Gene Ontology annotation, molecular function: ubiquitin protein ligase activity; zinc ion binding. The coding region runs from base 281 to 1393 and encodes 370 amino acids. The transcript is spliced from 13 exons. NCBI's taxonomy places the organism in Eukaryota, Metazoa, Chordata, Actinopteri, Anabantiformes, Osphronemidae. The record is from RefSeq and is a predicted model, not a curated record.